UCCGGCUCCCAGCUCCCAGCUCCCGUUCCCGGCUCCGACUCCGGCUCCCCACUGCAGGAGGAUCGCGCUCUCGUCGCGGAGCCCGCCCGGCCGCCAGUCUCCAGAGCACAGCCAGCCCAGCCGUCCCGGCCAUCCGAGCGCGGAGCAGGACGCCGUCAUGGCUCAGCGCGGCCCGGCCAUCGGCAUCGACCUGGGCACCACCUACUCGUGCGUGGGGGUGUUCCAGCACGGCAAGGUGGAGAUCAUCGCCAACGACCAGGGUAACCGCACCACGCCCAGCUACGUGGCGUUCACCGACACGGAGCGGCUGGUCGGGGAUGCGGCCAAGAACCAGGUGGCGCUGAACCCGCAGAACACGGUGUUCGACGCCAAGCGGCUGAUCGGCCGCAAGUUCGGCGACGCGGUGGUGCAGGCGGACAUGAAGCACUGGCCGUUCCGCGUGGUGAGCGAGGGCGACAAGCCCAAGGUGCAGGUGAGCUACAAGGGGGAGAGCAAGGCGUUCUACCCCGAGGAGAUCUCGUCCAUGGUGCUGGCGAAGAUGAAGGAGACGGCCGAGGCGUACCUGGGCCAGGCGGUGACGAACGCGGUGAUCACCGUGCCCGCCUACUUCAACGACUCGCAGCGCCAGGCCACCAAGGACGCGGGGGCGAUCGCGGGGCUCAACGUGCUGCGCAUCAUCAACGAGCCCACGGCGGCGGCCAUCGCCUACGGCCUGGACCGCGCUGGCCGGGGCCGCGGCGAGCGCAACGUGCUCAUCUUCGACCUGGGCGGCGGCACCUUCGACGUGUCGGUCCUGACGAUCGACGACGGCGUCUUCGAGGUGAAGGCCACGGCGGGCGACACGCACCUGGGCGGCGAGGACUUCGACAGCCGGCUGGUGAGCCACUUCGUGGAGGAGUUCAAGAGGAAGCACAGGAAGGACCUGAGCCAGAACAAGCGCGCCCUGCGGCGGCUGCGCACGGCCUGCGAGAGGGCCAAGCGCACCCUGUCCUCCAGCACCCAGGCCAGCCUGGAGAUCGACUCGCUGUUCGAGGGCGUGGACUUCUACACGUCCAUCACCAGGGCGCGCUUUGAGGAGCUGUGCGCGGACCUCUUCAGGGCCACCCUGGAGCCGGUGGAGAAGGCGCUGGGCGAUGCCAAGCUGGACAAGGCGAGCAUUCACGACAUUGUUCUGGUCGGAGGCUCCACGCGCAUCCCCAAGGUGCAGAAGCUGCUGCAGGACUUCUUCCAGGGGCGCGAGCUGAACAAGAGCAUCAACCCCGACGAGGCGGUGGCCUACGGCGCGGCGGUGCAGGCGGCCAUCCUGAUGGGGGACAAGUCGGAGGAGGUGCAGGACCUGCUGCUGCUGGACGUGGCCCCGCUGUCGCUGGGGCUGGAGACGGCGGGCGGCGUGAUGACGGCGCUCAUCAAGCGCAACUCCACCAUCCCCACCAAGCAGACGCAGACCUUCACCACCCACGCGGACAACCAGCCCGGGGUGCUGAUCCAGGUGUACGAGGGCGAGCGGGCCCUGACGCGCGACAACCACCUGCUGGGGCGCUUCGAGCUGAGCGGCAUCGCGCCCGCGCCCCGCGGCACGCCCCAGAUCGAGGUCACCUUCGACAUCGACGCCAACGGCAUCCUGCACGUCACGGCCACCGACAAGGGCACCGGCAAGGCCAACAGGAUCACCAUCACCAACGACAAGGGCCGGCUGAGCAAGGAGGACAUCGAGCGCAUGGUGCAGGAGGCCGAGAGGUACAGGGCCGAGGACCAGGUGCAGCGCGAGCGGGCGGCGGCCAGGAACGAGCUCGAGUCCUACGCCUUCAGCGUGAGGAGCGCCCUGGGCGACGACGCCCUCCAGGGCAAGAUCAGCCAGGCCGACAGGAGGAAGGUGCUGGACAAGUGCCAGCAGGUGCUCUCCUGGCUCGACGCCAACACGCUGGCCGACAAGGAGGAGUUUGAGCACAAGAGGAGGGAGCUGGAGCAGGUGUGCGGCCCCGUCAUCUCUGGGCUCUACCAGGGCGCUGCGGGGCCCCGCGGCGGUGGCGCUGGCACCUGCAGGGCCCAGGCUCCCAAGGGCACCUCUGCCUCUGGCCCCACCAUAGAGGAGGUGGACUAGAAACGCUUUGCGGCUGAGACUCGGAUGCCCUCAAUCUUGUUACGGACCUCUUGUUUUUCUCCUGGCCUCCAUCUAAAUUUGAUCAUCGACCUACUUGUCUUCAUUAGUUAUUUGUUUUAUAAUCACGAGCUUUUUGAUGUACAUAUAUAGAUAGAUAGAUAGAUAGAUAUUGUUACGGUUUUUGCUUUUCUUAGAUUACUCAACGCUGCCACUUUCUGUUCUGUAUUGUGCAAAAAUGUAACUCAUCUGUGUUAUAGGCAAGUGCUCACUGGAGUCUUGUUUCAAAUCAGAUUACUAUGGUGGAAACUCAACACUGCCACCUUCUGUCCAGUUUUUUUUCUUUGCUUUGUAAACCCAUAGAAUCCCAUGAAAUUUAUUUGAACAUUUGUAUACUAACGAUGGAAGAAAUUAUAUCAAUAAAAUAAGUAUUCUUUCUUUA
Molecule: messenger RNA, 2540 nt
Organism: Erinaceus europaeus (western European hedgehog)
Lineage: Eukaryota; Metazoa; Chordata; Mammalia; Eulipotyphla; Erinaceidae
Product: heat shock 70 kDa protein 1B-like
Exons: 1
Coding region: 158-2101 (647 amino acids)
Biological process (GO): protein refolding; cellular response to unfolded protein
Cellular component (GO): blood microparticle; vesicle; cytoplasm
Molecular function (GO): misfolded protein binding; ATP binding; ubiquitin protein ligase binding
Source: RefSeq, a predicted model, not a curated record